AUGCCUUUCCUACCGAGAAAAACCAACAAUAAACUCUGUACGCUCGACCGAAAUUGCCGGCGCACGUGGGAGGAAAAGAUCAAAAUUGGCAAACAUGACAUCAACUUUAUUAAAGUGGGUCAUGGGCCUCACGGCUGCAUCUUCACACCGGGCGGCCUCGGCACCAUAUGGACUAAUUACAAGCAGCAGAUAGAAGGGUUCGACAGGAGCAAGUUCACGUUGGUGGUCUGGGACCCUCCAGGGUUUGGGAAGAGCUACCCUCCUGAGAGGGAGUUUACGACGGAUAGCUAUGAAAAUGAUGCAGACACUGGCUACAAACUUAUGACGAUGUUAGACAUUUCCAGGUUUUCAGUGCUAGGCUGGAGCGCAGGCGGGUCCGCCAGUCUUGUUCUGGCGGCGAAAUAUCCUGGCGCUGUCAGAAAGCUGGUGGUGUGGGGAGCCAACGCGUACAUGCUGCCCAGUGAGAUAGCAGGCUUUAAAAGUUUAAAAAACGUUAACGCGUGGGCGAAACAUUUGCGAGACCCGAUGAUGGAAGUAUACGGUGAAGAGCGGUUCGCGCAUUACUGGAGGAGAUGGGUGGACGGCAUGUCGGCAGCUUUGGAGCCCACGUUGGACAUUUGUAGCGAGCACUUGAAGGACAUAGCGUGCCCCACUUUGGUGCUGCACGGAGAGAAGGACCCGCUGGUUACGUAUGCAGCACACGCUCCGUAUUUGAUAGAGAACAUUAAAAAUUCUGUAUUACACGUAUACCCCGAGGGCAGACAUGAUAUACACAUCCGAUAUGCUGCAGAUUUCAAUAGAAGAGUACAAGACUUCUUAAUGCAACCUACUUGACUCGAAGGACCACGAAGGACAUGUAGCCAUAUAGCUAAUUUUAUUGUUAUAUUACGCGUAUAAUCUGCACGCGUAAUAUACAUUCUCUAAACAAACGUCUGUAUUUAGUUUUCAGUUUUGAUUUCAGGUUUCAAACAAAAAAGUCAACAGAAUUCCCAUAUUUUAUUUUCAUUUACUUAAAAGCAUGUUUUAUUUUAAAAUAAAACAAUUUACAUACAAAUAACACAUAAUUUAAGGUGAAGUGACUCGUUUUUUAACAUACUAUACAAAUAAAAAGAACGUCCGAUAAAAUAGUUGGAGAGCUGGUGGUGAAAUUUGACAAGACGCUUGAUAAAAACUGAAAGUUCGUAAUAGGGUUCUUCGACGUUUCCUGAGUCUGGAACUCUAGACCUGCCAGCCGGUCAGUAAAAGAACAAAUUUUCGGCUUUUACUAAGCACCUCUACAAUAUUUUCCACGAGCUUUCGGCCCAUAACUUAUGAGAAUGUCAAUAGGCUAGACAUUAUGGCUGCUAGUCACACUGUAUUUGUUCGAGGUUCAAAUCUAUUACAAAGUUAUUAGCGACUAAAGUUAUCCGCCCACUACAUAGAUCAAUGGAAUGUCAUUAGGACAGUCUUGAGCUGACUGCUAAAUGACUUCUAUGAUUAAUUUGUACAAAAUACGCUUAGUGUACAGUACUUGGCAGUACAUAUUAUACAUUGAGCUUUAGAAAGAGGUAAUCGGCAGCUUCGUAGAGCGUCGCGUCGUCUCUGUCGUUGAGACAAGUCAGCGACAAAAUGUCUAAAUGAGUGACAAAGACGACGCUCUACAAAGCCGAAGCUGUCGAUUAUCUCUUUCUAAAAAUCGAUGUGGAACUAUUUACUGUCGGGUACUGUAACUAAAAUUUAAAUACUACAUAUAUUUAAAAAAUAAUUAAAUAUUAUAUUAUGUGAAAAAUAAAAUUCGACUUAUGAUGACUAUAAUCUUGCCCGUGGUUAUUCCUAAAUGGAAGAGAUGGCAGGUAUAGAAUAUAGAUAACUUCUCCUUCAUGGCUUGGCGAAACAAUGAUUUCUCAUAACAUUUACAACAUUGUUCGACAAUAACUUUGUACUUUUAGUCAAUGCGACAAUUUCACCCCUUACACAAGUUCUCAAACAUGUAUUCUACAUGACAUACCUAUUAUGCAUUGUUGCCCUUUUUCGUGUACACCAAAAAUAAGUUCUAAGUUUUUUUUUACAAGACUUGUAAAAUACUUGUAAUAAAAUUUUGCUGGCUCUAGCCUCUAUUAUCUGAUAAAACAAGAGAGAUAGAGACAAAACAUGUACGAAAUAAUGACUAUAAAAUCAUUUGAUAUGUUUUGGACAAGGUUUUGUUACAAGUUUUGUCGAAAAGUAUCAGACAUUGUUUUUUUUGGUGUAGGUAAAGAUGGCAAUACAAGUGACUUUACAAACUACAAGAGUCCUUCUCUGUAACUGUAUACUGACUGACAAAAUUGUGAAUUGUACUCAUUAGAAUAGAAUAUUUUUAUUCAAUUAAACUUUUAUAAGUACACACUUUUAAAUCGUCACUAGCAAUAUGAGAUUCGAGAAAAACUUAACAAUCGUUUCUUUUUUGUGGCUUUCAUUUACAUACAAAAGUAUAUUUUUUAUGACACUUAAAAGACGUCACGUUCCGAUGUAGUGGGCGGCUGACUUACAAAAAAAUUUAGGCAUGUUGUUAGUGAAAACAAAAAUUACAUUUUGCACUACAAAAAAAAAACUAAUUUCUGAAAUGUACCUAUAGGUACUCCCGAAUUUAAUGCAACGAAAUUAUGGCCAACAUAAAAACUUUUAUUUGAACUUUAAAAUCUCUACCAUCAGACUAUUUACCCUAUUCCAUGGGGUUCAUGAGUUUAGCCGGUUAUGUGUAUUGUUUGUGUCAGUUCUCCUGUAAUUGCCAAACUAUUCCAUAUUAGAAGAUAAUAAUCCAUGAUAAAAAAUGUUCACAUUUUGUUGUUAAUAAAUAUUAUUAUUGCACUGUC
Messenger RNA from Maniola jurtina (meadow brown), 2831 nucleotides. RefSeq names its product valacyclovir hydrolase-like. Bases 1 to 834 code for a protein of 277 amino acids. NCBI's taxonomy places the organism in Eukaryota, Metazoa, Arthropoda, Insecta, Lepidoptera, Nymphalidae. The record is from RefSeq and is a predicted model, not a curated record. The transcript is spliced from 6 exons.